CUUCAACCGUGAGCAGCUCAUCCCGAUCAGCAGCUUCUCGUUGUUCGCUCUCUUUCUCGAUAGGAGUGUGCUUUGCGUGACGAGUGUGUACGAUCGUGUGCGUGUGGUGGUGCUUAUGUGGAUACGUGCACGUGUACUAAGGUGUUAGUGCGUGCUCUACACUGUUACCUUUGAGUGUGUAUGUGUGUGCUGGUGCGUGCUCAUUCAGCUUGAAGCAAGAAGUGUACGGACAUAUUUCGUGUGUACGGAUCGCUCGCAAAGAAGAGUGCGAUCAGCGUUUACGGUCUACUACCGCAUACUAACUGCUACUACUACUACUACUACUACUACACUAUGGAUCGUGUAAGCGUAACGCUAUUAAGCUCCAGCAGCACAGCCUACCUGAUGGUGAGCUGCUUUCUGCUCACGCUGCUGAUGCUGCUGCCCGAGCUGAAGCAGAAAGUGAUCCUGCGCAGUGAGGUGUUGCAGGCGCUCCGGCAGCUGAUCGCCAGCGUUGGCGUGACGUUCGGCGCGCACGAGGACGAGCCGGUUGGGGCCGCCAGCCACGCGCUGGAGAAGCCAGCACCCGGGCCCAAAAACUAUCCCAUCAUUGGGGCGCUCAAGGAGCUGAACGGGUACGAGGUACCGUACCAGGCGUUCAGCGACAUGGGCCAGCGGUACGGUCCCGUCACGGCCCUGCGGCUCGGCUCGGUCAACGCGGUGGUCGUGAACGGGUUCGAAAGCAUCAAGGAGGUGCUGAUCAACAAGGGUCAGCACUUUGACAGCCGGCCCAACUUCCGCCGCUAUCAGCUACUGUUUUCCGGCAACAAGGAAAACUCUCUUGCAUUCUGUGAUUGGUCGGAGGUGCAGAAGGCGCGCCGCGACAUGCUCGUGCCCCACACCUUUCCCCGCAACUACAGCGGCCGGUUCGACGAGCUGAACACGAUCGUGGUGGACGAGAUUGGGCAGAUGUUGGGCUCGGUCCAGCACGGUACCACGGUCGCAAUUAAACCGCUCGUGCUGUCGAUCUGUGCCAACGCGUUCUCGCAGUACUUCGGCAGCCACCGGUUCGAGGUGGAGGACCCGCAGUUCCAGCAGCUGGUGCGCAACUUCGACCAGAUCUUCUACGAGGUGAACCAGGGCUAUGCGGCCGACUUUCUGCCGUUCCUGUUGCCGCUGCACCGGCAGAACCUGCGCCGCAUGGACCGGCUGGCGGAGGAGAUUCGCACCAUCAUCCUCGACACGAUCAUCGGCGAUCGGUACGAGCGGUGGGGCGAGGGCAGCGAGCCCCGCGACUACGUCGACAGCCUGAUCGAGCACGUAAAGGCGGGCCGCGGCCCGGCGCUCGAGUGGGAGACGGCCCUGUUCGCGCUGGAGGACAUCGUCGGCGGCCAUUCGGCGGUCGGCAACUUCCUGGUGAAGGCGUUCGGGUACAUCGUGCAGCACCCGGAGGUGCAGCAGCGCAUCCAGGCCGAGGCGGACGGUGUGCUGGAGCGGCACGGCCGCCAGGUGAUCGAGCUGACCGAUCGGGCCGAGAUGCAGUACACCGAGGCGGUCAUCAUGGAGGCGCUUCGCCUGAUCGCUUCCCCGAUCGUGCCGCACGUCGCCAACCAGGACAGCCAGAUUGGAGGUUACACCGUGGCGAAGGAUACGCUCAUCUUCCUGAACAACUACGACCUGAGCAUGUCGCCGGCGCUGUGGGACGAGCCGGAGCGCUUCCGGCCGGAGCGCUUCCUGCAGCAGGGCCGGCUGGUGAAGCCGGACUUUUUCAUCCCGUUCGGUGCGGGGCGCCGCUCGUGCAUGGGCUACCGGAUGACGCAACUGCUCAGCUUCUCGAUCAUCGCGAACCUGCUGCGCGCGUACACGAUCGCCCCGAUCGCGGGGCAGGACUAUCGGGUGCCGGUCGGAUCGCUUGCGAUGCCGGAACAGUCGUACGUCUUCAAUGUGACACCGCGCAGCUGCUGCUGAAGCCGCGCUGCCUGCAGUGACGGACCAUCCAAUACUCAACACAGAAACAUUACGCCUGUCCCAUAAUCGACUGUAGGGUUUCGGGAAGGCUAGGGAUGGGGUAGAUCGUUAGACGGGCAGAGAGCGUGUGCCAUUUGCAUUUGCAGCCGCACAUUUCUCCAUCACCGACGAUACAGAACUGAUUAGUCGCCGUGUGUGUGGAAGGAAGAAUGCGGAUCUCGCAAAAAGGCGCCCCAGGGUCACGGACAGCUGAAGGGUGCGUACCGACGCUGACGACGCGUGCAGGAUGAGGUUGUAUUGUGAAAUUAUGUUAGUAUUUUAUUUGUUUUGCCUUUAACUUUAACUUUCCACUCCAUUCGUGUGUAUUUAUAUUGAAACCUC
This is a messenger RNA of Anopheles merus, 2328 nucleotides long. Its product is annotated as cytochrome P450 307a1-like. Lineage: Eukaryota; Metazoa; Arthropoda; Insecta; Diptera; Culicidae. The coding region runs from base 334 to 1947 and encodes 537 amino acids. The transcript is spliced from 3 exons. The record is from RefSeq and is a predicted model, not a curated record. Gene Ontology annotation, molecular function: iron ion binding; oxidoreductase activity, acting on paired donors, with incorporation or reduction of molecular oxygen; monooxygenase activity.